Molecule: messenger RNA, 474 nt
Organism: Hylaeus volcanicus
Lineage: Eukaryota; Metazoa; Arthropoda; Insecta; Hymenoptera; Colletidae
Exons: 1
Coding region: 1-474 (157 amino acids)
Source: RefSeq, a predicted model, not a curated record
AUGUAUCCGCAAAUACCAAAUCUACGUUGCCUACAAUACGGAAGGGAGAACGAGGCAAACGCCUUGAGGCAACUGGAAGACGAAUUAGGAAUUCAUAUUCGACCAUGUGGCCUCUUCAUCGAUGCCAUUGUGCCUUACUUAGGUGCAACUCCUGAUGGCAUCGUAGACGAUGAUACCAUCGUCGAAGUGAAAUGCCUGGAAUCGGUCAAGGAUUUAUCGCCUGCUGAAGCAAUACAGCAGUUACCUGCGAUACGGCGUAUCUUUCGAGGUGAUGAAAUGAAUAAAAAUCACCACUACUAUUAUCAUGUGCAAGGACAGCUGCACAUAACAAAUAGACAAUAUUGUCUAUUUGAUUUAUGGAUGCCGAAAGGAGUGAAAAUUGUACAAGUACCAAGAAAUGAUCAAUUCUGGGCAACAGAGAUGGAGGAAAAACUUAAGAAGUUUUAUGAGGACUCCAUGUUCCAGGACUCAUAG